Verruconis gallopava is the source of this 1657-nucleotide messenger RNA. RefSeq lists its product as uncharacterized. The transcript has 4 exons. Gene Ontology annotation, biological process: transmembrane transport. The record is from RefSeq and is a predicted model, not a curated record. Lineage: Eukaryota; Fungi; Ascomycota; Dothideomycetes; Venturiales; Sympoventuriaceae. The coding region runs from base 310 to 1326 and encodes 338 amino acids.
GACCAUGGGAGAGAAGAAAUGUCCCGUGUACUUCCUGCACUUGCCGCGACUCCAAUCUUCUUACAGCUUAUCUCAGCUGUCUGGUAUCCUCGUUGUCUUUUCGCAUUUUCGACAUAGAUUGGACAUGAGAAGGUCAUAAGAGCGUCAAGUCCUUGGUUUGUUACCGCUUUUGCCCUUCCUUCACCGCGCCGCCGAGGAAGUCCGUCAUUGUGCACAAUUGCCGACCAGGAUUGCGAUAGCCCUCGAGCAAGUUCUUGGUUCCCCAUACAUUCGCUUCACUUGUAACAGAGGCAGCGAAGAAAUCAAGAGAUGGCGGUAGUUUCAAAAGAGGCACCCAUGCCUCCAUGGGGUUAUGCGGUCGCCGGAGCGUUUGGUGCCGUGCUCGCAAACACUUUGGUGUACCCUCUGGAUCUUGUCAAGACGCGAUUACAGGUUCAGAUCAAGAAGAAGCAGGCCGAUGUAGCGAAGAACCCCGCUGAUCAUGAACACUACCACUCGACAUGGGACGCCAUCUCCAAAAUCACAAAACAUGAAGGUCUGAGCGGUCUGUACAGUGGAAUGGCUGGCAGUCUGGUUGGUGUUGCUUCAACCAACUUCGCAUAUUUCUACUGGUACACCGUCGUGCGGACAUUCUAUCUUGCCCGGCCCGGUGUCAAGGCCCCCCUCAGCACUGCCGCUGAGCUCUCUCUCGGAGCCAUUGCAGGCGCUCUCGCUCAGCUUUUCACCAUUCCAGUUGCCGUCAUCACUACGAGGCAACAGACCCAGCCGAAGGGCGAGCGGAAGGGUAUGUUUGCCACUGCCAAGGAAGUCAUCGACAGCGAGGAUGGAUGGACCGGUCUCUGGAGAGGCCUAAAGGCUAGCUUGGUUCUUGUCGUCAACCCGUCCAUCACGUAUGGCGCCUACCAGAGACUACGCGAGAUCAUGUUCAAGGACAAGAAGGUCCUGAGGCCAUGGGAGGCAUUCAUGCUCGGUGCCAUGUCGAAAGCGCUCGCCACGAUUGCUACUCAGCCCUUGAUUGUUGCCAAGGUCGGCCUUCAGUCGAGACCACCGCCAGCCCGCGAAGGCAAGCCAUUCAAGUCAUUCAUCGAAGUCAUGGCAUACAUUGUUGAACACGAGGGCCCUCUCAGUCUGUUUAAGGGAAUCGGCCCACAGCUCAUGAAGGGCUUACUUGUUCAAGGCAUCUUAAUGAUGACCAAGGAAAGGACCGAGCUGCUGUUCAUUCUCCUUUUCCGUGCAUUAAGGGAAUUGCGAAACGAUAAGCUCAAGAAGUUGGCCGAGGCAACGGCUGCGAAGGCGAAGGCUGCUUCACCUGCUCUCGUAAAGUAGACAAGAGAAAAGGUCAUUUGCGGGUUUUUUCUUUAGAGAAGAUGUCGGCUCGCGAAGAAGCAUAUGAAAAAAAAAAGAGGCUAAGGAGACCGAGGACAUUUUUUCAUUACGUGUAUACUUCUCUGCAUGAAUACAUCCUGGGGAUUUUUUGGCUUUGCCUGUUUGUAUGUGUGUGAAUAUGCAAGUGAUGCGUAUGUACACCAGGCGCUUAGAGGGGUCCGUCUGGAUUUACAGCAAUAGAUAACAAUGCUGAGGCGCUUUGAGACUAGUCAUGGCUGCGCUACCUCGCUUUGCUUAGUCAGUUCAAGUCUUCAAGUGCAAUCAUUGUAGA